Molecule: messenger RNA, 4046 nt
Organism: Pteronotus mesoamericanus
Lineage: Eukaryota; Metazoa; Chordata; Mammalia; Chiroptera; Mormoopidae
Gene: CFAP61
Product: cilia and flagella associated protein 61
Exons: 26
Coding region: 142-3783 (1213 amino acids)
Source: RefSeq, a predicted model, not a curated record
GUGGUAACUGGGCUGUGACUCCCCAGCGUCUUUUGUGGAGCGCGGCAUCCUGGAGCUGCGUGUGAGGUGAAUAGAGUUGUCCUUCCUGACAGGGACACAAGGACUGGGUCCAGGGCAUCAAGGACGCACCCAGGAUAAAAAAUGUCAAUACUCACUUCUCCAAGAGGAAAGGUAGAAGUUGUUCAUUGCCGAAGAACAGAGUCACAGGAUAUUUAUUGUAUUCAAAACCUCAUUAGAAAAUUUACCCAGAAGCUGUUUGGGAGGCUUAAUAUCAUCUAUCUUCUGGAGAAGGCAAACCUUGCCAUUACUGUCUACAAUGACAAGGAGGAAAUCAUGGCCCAUGCCACCUUCCUGGACUAUCCCAACUGGAAUGUGGCCGAACAGGAUAACUGGGUAUCUUUGUUCCGGGAACUUGACAGUGACAUCCCAUGCACACCUCUGAACACAUUGUUCAUGCACCUCUUUGUGUCUGUGGAUGAAUAUUCUGUUGGCUGCUGCAAAGAAAUUAUUCGGACUGUGUUUAAGGCAGUGCCAGAAAUCUACUUCAUCUUCCUCAUAGUGCCAUCCUACAUGAGCCUAGGCUCAACUCUUAUAACUGUGUUUGACCAAGUGGGGAACAUUCCGAGUCUAACGUAUGAUGAAGACUUUGCCGUGCAUAUAUGUCACAGGCACAGCCAUUACCCUCAGCUGCAUAUUCGCAAAGCCAGGGUGGAAGAUCAUGAUGAUCUCAUGCCAAUAUUUAGGCAUCAGGACACAAUUCUGAAAGCGACUUACGGAGAAUACUUUCUGGCUGAACUAAUAGAGGCCCAAGAUGAAGAGAAUCAUGCUGUCGUAUGUGAGGUGGAAGGUGUAGCUGUUGGGUUCAUGAGCGUGUGCUCAAGAGUGAACAUGCAGCUCCUGCAUACGUGCUUUGACCUGGGGCUCUUUCAUGGACUCUGCGUCCCACAUCCUGAUGACGUUCUGGAACUACCACAAGAGCCAGGUGUUCAAGGAAGUCAAGGUGCUGAGCUCAAGAGUAGCAGCCAGGAUUCCCAGGAAAUAGUCAAGGAGCCACAAGAACCUGUCACUCCAGAGGGCAAGGAACGGGAAAGUAUCCAGGACUUAGAAAAUCUUUGUCAAGAGUCCACUGAAGAUACCAAUUACUGUGUCAGUAACAUGAGCUCAGCAUCCAUGUCACUGCCUGAAGAGACCCAUGACUUCCACCCCAUUUACAUGGGAGCCUCGUCCGCUUUCUGUAUACAGCUGUUUUGUAUUGAUGAGAAACAUGAAGCAAGGUCAUUGGACUUUAUGAAUUUUAUUUUCAGUCUCUUUCCUGACAAGAACUUCUGCCUCAUUUCUCUGCCACAUCUCACCCCUGAGUUUGCCCUUAUCCAGAACUUUGUGAAGAUAGUUCCCUUCAACAACUGCACCAUGGAGCAGGAUCUCUAUGUCUUCCAUCGGGCUGGAUUGCUCAAGACCAUUAAUAUAAGAUUAGCCAAUUUAUCAGAUACUUCUGGUAUUGAAAAUCUCGUCAGCACCCUCAUGCUCAAUAAAAGCAUAUUGGAAGAUCUAAAGCAAUACAAUGAGGCUCGCAGAGAUCCUGAUGGAACACCACUGCAAGCAUUUGUAGCUGAUGUGGCAGAACAAAUUGUUGGCAUUGCAGUAAUCAGAAAUGAAAUGGAUAUAGAGUACAUACGAUCCCAUUACAAUAUUGAAGAUUUUAUCUACUUCAGCCACUACCAGCACGAAGAGCAUGGACACCUGUAUCACUUUGCCCUGAACCCCAUUUUUCGGCACUAUACCAAGUUUUUUCUGAAGGAGAUACUCCGUUUAGGUUAUAAGUCCUGUCUCUACUACCCUAUUUACCCGGCUUCCAGGGAAGGCAAGUUCCAGAGCUCCUACGCCCAUUCCCUGACAUCCGCCCUUCAUUACUUGGUUCCCGUGCGACCGCGACGACAGAUUGUCUAUCCUCUGGAAAAGCUUGGCAUCAACGCUCCAUCAAAGGCUGUCUCCAAGGAUCUGUUGAGUUAUGCCUUGUACCAUACAAACAGAAAACUAACACUGGAACCUAAAAUAACUGUCAAUGCCAGGAUCGUUGUGGUUGGCGCAUCCAGUGUUGGAAUUUCCUUCCUAGAGACAUUGGUAUUUUGCUCUCACCUGAAGUUUAGUAAUCUCACACUAAUUUCAACCCAUGGACUCCCUGGAAAAAAACUACUGGGCACUGAACAAAGGAAGUUUUUAGCAAGCGACCACUGUUUUAAUGAUAAAGAUCACGCAUUGAUGUCACUGUGCUCCUGGGUCAAUGUCGUGGUUGGUAGAAUGACUGCCAUAGACCGAGCAGCCAAGCAUGUCAUGGUUUCCCAAAAAGAAAUCGUGCUCUAUGAUCACCUCAUCCUCUGCACCGGGCAGCAGUACCAGGUUCCAUGCCCUACAGGAGCCGAUAUUAGUCAACACCUGACAAACAGAGAGAUUCCAAACAGCAGUAAGCAGCGAUACACUGGUAAAAUUCCUUGUAAUCAUUUUACUCUCAAUGAUGAAGAAGACUGCUUGAAGGCCCUGGCUUGGAUAAGAAACAACUCCAUCAUCACAGAAGGGAAUGUCAUUGUCUAUGGGGAUACAAUUGACACUUACACCACAGUGGAGACGCUCUUAAACCUUGGCAUAAAGGGCUCCUGCAUCCACCUCGUGCAACCCCCGCCCACCUCCACCAUCACCUGCAUCAACAACUACUCAGUGGAAAGUGCAGUGGAGGACGCACUUCGAGAGGCAGGGGUUACCAUUUACCGGGAGGCACUCCUGGCUCAAUGGAACGAGGGCCAAAACCCAGACCCUAUUCACAGUGCCUGCUUCACCACGCCCACCAAGCCUUUCAAACUUCCAUGCUCCAUAUUCUUCAGCUUCUGUGAGAAGAAUGUGGAUUAUGAAACAUUUAAAGCACUCAAUGAUGCAUGCCUUGUCUAUGAUGGCCGACUUGUGAUUGAUGCAAACUUCCACACCAACGACAUAGCCAUAAGAGCUGCUGGUUCCCUCACCAAAUUCUCCAAUAGAUAUUAUUCAAAUGAGUGGAAUCACAGCAGCUUCAGUUCCAAAGAAGUUGGCUUCCAGCUGGCAGCAGCUAUGCUCAAUCUCUUUGACCCAACCCUGGAGCCUGUGACUGAACCACCAGCUGAUCUUGACCAACUCAUCCCCAUGUACAAGGGAGCCAAGAUCCAAGGAGGCAUUCUUCCUGGGUCUUAUCAUUACCUGCACAUCGCCAAGCCUGCCAUUUUAACUCCCUUGGAAGUACAAAUGGCUCAGUCUGAUUUUGGUUCAGAAAUAGUAACAGGUAAUGCGAGAAAUGGGAAUUACUUCCGAAUACAUGUUAACAAAUAUAAAAUGGUGGAAACCAUCACAUGCCUUUCUAAGGAGGCUUUCCCUACCUCCAACUACAUUUGCUUGUUUGGCCAGCAUGAGCAAGUCCUCAACAACCUGUGUGCUCGAUAUGAGGACAACAUGAUCACAGAUCUCUACAGCUUCUUCACGGAACCCUGGUGUAUAGCCCUCUUUCACGAUCGUUUUAUUGAUCUCAGGAAAGAGUUACGCCAAAUCUUAACCUCUAAGGAGGAGGAAAAUCUCCCUUCCAUAGAACAGUUAUCCCGUCAGAUAGAAGAUGAGGAAAUUAACCUGAACGAGAAGCCCAGGAAAUACCUCAAAAGAGUUUUCCAAGAAACCAUAUACAAGACGCUGGUGGAGAAGAGCAUCCUUGACUACCUGCAAUACAAUCACUACCACCUGCCCAUGUACGCGUGGCAAGGCAUCAUUUAGUUGUGGCCACAAUCUUCACUUUAUUAGUUUCCUACACAUGUAGUCUCUAGAAGCUCUCUGCUUAAGUAGGAUACCUCUCUGAAGCCUGGCUUAACAGCCAAGCACCACUGUCUCCUGGUUUUGUCUUUUCUUUUCCGCAUUUUCUCCUGUCGUUUUCUCUUGUCCCAGUAGGUGGCGCACGGCCGUGCAUCUCUAUUCUGGGUCAGGGACAGGCUUUACUAAUGCCAGACAUGUUCCAGGGCAGAAUAAUUUAUUUUAGCAAU